AUGUCUUCGCAUUCGUCUGCACGUCCAGACGCGCCCAAGAGCUCCUAUGGGAGCUCCGUUCCGUCAAAUUCAAGACCAAACACAGCCAACCAGACCCCCCAAAGGCUCCGACCGCCGAGAUCGCUCCCGCCAUGGAUCGAUUCCUACCACGAGAAAUAUGACGAUGCAGCUGCCGAUCAGCUUCGUGAGCUGGGGGUCCCCCCUCGCGCCGUUGCACCACAGCCCAACUCUGUGCCACAAGAGCCGCAGCGGCGAGUCUCCAGGGACGGAUACAUAGACAUCGAGGAUCUGUCACUUGGCCCAGCACAAAAGGUUCGGGGCCGUAUACCACACCUUUUGCGUCAUGGCAGAGCCUCUAUGCGAGGUCGCAAAUGGGAUCACCUGCGGUCGGCAGAGCCCGUCAUUGUUGCUCGCCAUCACCCGUCUCCGUGGCAGCCCAAAGCGACGUGGCACGACUUCAUCGCCUCGUCUACAUGGGGCCGGCCGCCAAAUGAGAGAUCACAAGUGGUCGCGCCAGAGUUUCUGGAUGACCUGUACCCAAACUUUAAUCGUCAGACCGCCUUGGACUUGGACAUGAGCCGCCCGCGACAAAGUCGGCGAGGACGGGCGCUGGGAGGCUACAAGCGACUAUGGAUGAUGGCGCUCAAUCAUAGCCUAUCUCCUCUCAUAUUUCGAUUGAUGGUUAUCAUCACGUCCAUCAUUGCCUUGGGAAUCGCCGCACGCAUAUACAAGGUAGAAGUAGCAGCGAAAAGGAAGGGUGCCGAGAGUACACAGUCUCUCUUUGCUGUUGCAGUUGAUACAGUGGCCAUUCCAUAUUCUGCCUAUAUGAUAUGGGACGAAUACACAGGCAAGCCUCUGGGGCUACGACCAGCCGUAGACAAGAUGUCUCUCAUCUUGCUCGACCUCUUUUUCAUCAUCUUCAAAUCUGCAAGCACGGCGCUUGCUUUUGAAGCGCUGGUGUAUCACGAUAUCACUCUGGGACCGAUACGAAAGCUGGCAAAUGCACUAGCAGCCCUGAUGCUCAUUGGAUUGCUAUCGUGGACUAUGAAUCUGUCGGUCAAUAUUUUCCGAGUAAUUGAGAAAUUGGGUGGCCGCGAAGACGAUCAUUAUGCAUAA
This is a messenger RNA of Beauveria bassiana ARSEF 2860, 1116 nucleotides long. RefSeq lists its product as uncharacterized. The transcript has 2 exons. Gene Ontology annotation, cellular component: cell periphery; fungal-type vacuole. NCBI's taxonomy places the organism in Eukaryota, Fungi, Ascomycota, Sordariomycetes, Hypocreales, Cordycipitaceae. The record is from RefSeq and is a predicted model, not a curated record. Gene Ontology annotation, biological process: positive regulation of catalytic activity. Bases 1 to 1116 code for a protein of 371 amino acids.